CCAUGAAGGCGGUGUCUUUGCAUGACUUUGACACAAACUACAACGUGUGUUGAUAAAACUAACCUGUCAUGUCUGGUCUAUCACAGUUAUAUAGUGCUUUGAAAUGAUGCGCAACUUGUUCGCACUUUUCGUUUCGCAACGGGUUUUCUAAACGGGAAGGUUACUGUAGACUCAUGGGUCGAUAUCACCGUAGAUGAGUCUUUAUUUCUAUAAAUCACCAUCAGUGUUCGGUAAUACACAUUUUUUAUAUUUCACGUAUGACAGAAGUUUUAAUCUUACCUGUUGCUUACUGUCAAGCAGUAUUAUGAUACAUAUGUAUGUAUUAUCUAGCACUUCAGUUGCAUGGAACUAGCUAUGCAUCAGUAGCUAUGUAACGUUAACGUUACAUCAUGUAUCAGUAAAUACAACGUUGAAAUCAUCUUAUUGAAAUCAUUUCGCCUUUGUGGACAACGUGAAGAAAAUGUCAUGCAAAUACAAGACUCUGCUUCGGAAAGGUUUGUGUUUGACUCUACUGAGAACUUCCUUUCUGGGAAGAACUGCACUUUUCUACCCUCGUAAGGUGGGUGCCACUACACGAAUCACGGCUUCUUGGAUCUGGACCCACGCAUCACUCAGAGGCAUCUCAAACAGCACCUCAGGUAAUAAUCAUUUCUCUUUGAGAACACAUUCUUGUGGAGAAGUAUGCUCGACACACAUUGGACGGGAAGUAACAUUGUAUGGCUGGGUGCAAUACGUGAGACAGGAUUUAUUUGUAAUCUUGAGAGAUUUCAGUGGACUGGUUCAAAUCCUCAUCCCCCAGGAUGAGGCUCUUAGGAAAACUCUUUUUGACCUGCCCCUUGAGUCUGUUGUCAUGGUGAGGGGAAAGGUGCAGCUUCGUCCAGAAGGGCAGGAGAACAAGACAAUGUCCACAGGAGAAGUUGAGGUCUGUGCUGACAGCUUGGAAGUUUUAAAUAAAUGCAGAAAAUUGCCUUUUGAAAUUAAAGAUUUUGUCAAAAAAUCAGAGGCUCUUCGAAUGCAGUACCGCUACCUUGACCUCCGCUCAUCACAGAUGCAGUAUAAUUUAAGAGUACGCUCUCGUCUGGUGAUGAAAAUGAGAGAAUACCUUUGCAAUCUACAUGGAUUUGUGGACGUGGAAACGCCAACCUUAUUUAAAAGAACGCCUGGUGGAGCCAAAGAGUUUGUUGUACCUUCUGGGGAGCCUGGGAAGUUUUACUCUUUACCCCAGAGCCCACAACAGUUCAAGCAGCUGCUGAUGGUGGCAGGCAUGGACAGGUACUUUCAGAUGGCUCGCUGCUAUCGAGACGAGGGUUCCAAGCCUGACAGACAGCCGGAAUUCACGCAGGUGGAUAUUGAGAUGUCUUUUAUAGAUCAGGCUGGGAUCCAGGCCCUGAUUGAAGGCCUGGUGCAGUAUGCGUGGCCAGACGAGAAGGGCACCAUGAGCACGCCGUUUCCUUCCAUGACCUAUGAAGAAGCCAUGAGAGAUUAUGGAGUGGACAAACCGGACACCAGAUUUGAAAUGAAGCUCGUAGAUGUUAGUGAAGCUUUUGGGAACACUGAAAUCCAGUUCCUUCGGGAUGCUCUUCAGCAACCAGGAGGCUGUGUCCUGGCCAUCCGUGUGCCAGAUGGAGCUAAACAUCUUAAGGGUAAAGACUUAGAAGCCCUCAAAGAAACUGCCAAGACACAGUUCAACCAGGACGUGAGCAUUGUGCUGGUGAGGCCCGACGGUUCUCUGAAGUCGCCCCUCAGCAGGCUCCUCUCGGAAGGUGCCAGGCUGCAGCUGCUCCAGAUGACCCUAGCCAGUGCUGGAGACCUCGUCCUUCUCGCCGCCGGCACUGGGGACCACAUGCGCCCUCUCCUGGGCAAGUUAAGGCUGCAGUGUGCCGACCUGCUUGAGGGCCACGGUGUGGCGCUGCGUGACCCCUCUGUCUUUCACUUCCUGUGGGUGGUGGACUUUCCCCUGUUCCUUCCCAAAGAAGACGACCCAGAGCAGCUGGAGUCAGCUCACCACCCGUUCACUGCUCCCGUCCCGGAAGACACCCCUCUCCUGUACUCUCAGCCUCACAAGGUGCGCGGCCAGCAUUAUGACCUGGUUCUGAAUGGCUGUGAGAUUGGAGGAGGCUCCAUUCGUAUUCACAGCGCCUCGGAGCAGCGCUACAUUCUGAAGACCAUCCUCCAGGAGGACCUCUCCGUGCUCUCUCAUCUCCUGGAGGCUCUCGAUUCUGGAGCCCCUCCUCACGGCGGCAUUGCCUUGGGACUUGACCGCCUGGUAUCCAUUAUGGUUGGUGCCCCCAGCAUCAGGGAUGUUAUCGCCUUCCCCAAGUCGUUCCGUGGUCAUGACCUGAUGAGUCGAGCACCUGACUUUGUGUCUGAAGAGGAACUGAAGCCUUACCACAUCAAAGUGACAUGGCCCGAGGGGGACAAAUAGACACCUGCCACUAAUGCCACCAUUUUACUCCGGGCUAGUGAGCUCUCUGUGAAUGUGUCUGAGUGCAUCUUCUCCUGACAGGAAAGAGGAUUUAUCCUGUGUGGAAAUGAGACAUGGUGUAACGCCAACCCUCUGCCAGGAUAAAGGCAGAACAACGUGUGCAGCUCAGCUGUUGAGCUAGGCAGGCUGAAUAUAGCCUUCUUCAUUCUGUUCCAUAAAAUACAUUCAUAUUCAGAAUGAUCAGUUUGGUCUUUCUGUGUCAUCUGUAUGUUUUUGUAAUAAAAUAAAAUACAUGUCAGAAUCUUGAA
Clupea harengus (Atlantic herring) is the source of this 2733-nucleotide messenger RNA. It is a transcript of the gene dars2, whose product is annotated as aspartyl-tRNA synthetase 2, mitochondrial. The record is from RefSeq and is a predicted model, not a curated record. NCBI's taxonomy places the organism in Eukaryota, Metazoa, Chordata, Actinopteri, Clupeiformes, Clupeidae. Gene Ontology annotation, molecular function: ATP binding; nucleic acid binding; aspartate-tRNA ligase activity. Gene Ontology annotation, biological process: aspartyl-tRNA aminoacylation. Gene Ontology annotation, cellular component: cytoplasm; mitochondrion.